CAGCACACAAGGAUUAGAGGGUUGCGAGUGUCUGCUCAAAGAGUGGGAGCCAGUGGAUAGAAACAGAUAAAUAAUCUCAAGCAAGAGGAUAGCCUUGUUAUGUUGGAUAAAUGGUUUGAUUUCAUUUUCCUCUGCCUUUACAUCUCAUCACAGUCAAGCUAAGGUGUCUUCACCUGGGGGAGGACAGAUAAGUCAGUCAACUAUACAACCUGGAUUUCCACACAGGGAGCCAUGUGAGCUGUACCCCCUCUGCCGACUUUACGCGACAGAACUGCCCCAAAAGUGUGCACGCUGAGCCGGGGAGUAAAACCAGGAUUCGCCCACUCUCCCUGGAACCUCUACUUUCAGUGAUUCCAUACCUCAGCAGAGGACACCAUUCUUGAGGUCGGGCUCUAAGUGGCCCCCUGGUCUGGAGGCCAGACAGCAGCACUCCAGCACCAUGGAUUACCUGCUUGGGACUGUAGUGUUGUUGUGUUUUGUGGUGCAGCCGGGAAGAGGAGUUGAUCCCAAGCACAACGUUCCCAGGCUAAAGCUGUCAUUCAAGGAAAUGUUAGAAUCCAGUAACCUCAUCACCUUUAAUGGCCUGGCAAAUAGUUCAAGCUAUGACACUUUCUUAUUGGAUGAGGAGCGAGGGAGACUGCUGGUCGGCGCCGAGGACUAUAUCUUCUCAUUCGACCUAGUCAACAUAAACAGAGACCACAAACAGAUUGCAUGGCCUGCCACCCCCUCCAAGAGGGAUGAAUGCAAGUGGGCAGGGAAAGAUUCAGCAAAGGAGUGUUCUAAUUUCAUCCGGGUCCUUCAACCGUAUAACCAGACCCAUCUGUACAUCUGUGGUACAGGAGCCUUCCAUCCUAUCUGUGCUUAUCUGGAAAUGGGUAAAAAAGCAGAGGACAACAUAUUCCGACUGGCCUCACAGUUUGAGAAUGGCCGAGGGAAAAGCCCCUACGACCCCAAAAUGCUUUCAGCAUCACUCCUGCUUGAUGGAGAGCUGUACUCUGGAACAUCUGCUGAUUUCAUGGGAAGGGACUUCGCCAUUUUCCGUACCCUCGGAGAUCAUCAUCCAAUCAGAACGGAGCAGCAUGAUUCAAGAUGGCUAAACGACCCCAGAUUUAUUGGAGUACACUUGAUCCCCGAAAGUGAUAACCAUGAGGACGACAAGAUCUUCCUCUUUUUUAAAGAGAAUGCAAUGGACGGAGAGCACACUGGGAAGGCUACGAUCGCCAGGAUAGGACAACUGUGUAAGAAUGAUAUGGGAGGUCACAGGAGCCUUGUGAACAAGUGGACUACUUUUCUGAAGGCUCGGCUUAUCUGUUCAGUUCCUGGGGUCAAUGGCAUUGAUACACACUUUGAUGAACUGCAGGAUGUAUUUCUCAUGAGCUCCAAGGACCCAAAGAAUCCAGUUAUCUACGCCGUAUUCACCACUUCCAGUAACAUAUUUAAAGGCUCAGCAGUGUGUAUGUACAGCAUGGGUGACAUAAGGAGGGUUUUCCUGGGUCCCUAUACCCACAGAGAUGGGCCCAAUUACCAAUGGGUGCCUUUCCAAGGGAGGGUGCCCUACCCGCGCCCUGGCACUUGUCCCAGUAAAACAUUUGGAGGUUUUGACUCCACAAAGGACCUUCCCGACGAUGUCAUCACCUUCGCUAGGAGUCAUCCUGCCAUGUACAACCCAGUGCACCCAAUUGGGGGACGGCCCAUCAUGGUUCGAACAGAUGUGGACUACCAGUUCUCCCAGCUGGUAGUGGACAGAGUUGAAGCGGAGGAUGGGCAAUACGAUGUCAUGUUCAUAGGCACAGAUGUGGGAACAGUGCUAAAAGUGGUAACAAUUCCCAGAGAGAGCUGGCAUGACCUGGAGGAGGUUGUGCUCGAGGAGAUGACUGUUUUUAGGGAGCCAACUCCCAUUACUGCUAUGGACCUUUCCACCAAACAGCAACAGCUGUACCUUGGCUCAGCCUUGGGAGUAUCACAGAUGUCUUUACACCGCUGUGAGGUGUAUGGGAAAGCUUGCGCCGAGUGCUGCCUGGCCCGAGACCCAUACUGUGCUUGGGAUGGUGCUGAGUGCUCCAGAUACUUUCCUACUGCCAAGAGGAGAACCAGGCGACAGGACAUCAGAAAUGGAGACCCGCUUUCACAAUGCUCAGACCUUCAGCACCAUGAUGACAUGGAUGGCUUAGGAGGCAGCAUAGAGGACAGGAGUGUGUUCGGUGUGGAAAACAGCAGUAUGUUUCUGGAAUGCAGCCCAAAGUCUCAGAGAGCACUGGUUUACUGGCAACUGCAGAGGCCCAAUGAUGACCGCAAGCAAGAGAUUAAGAUGGAUGAUCGGGUGCUGCAUACAGACCAGGGUCUGUUGAUCCGCAGCCUGUUUCAAUCUGACUCGGGAGUCUAUCACUGCCAGGCGGUGGAACACGGCUUCAUUCAGCCCCUGCUGCGUCUCAACCUGCAGAUCAUCCCCACCCAGAGACUGGGGGACAUUCUGCCUGGGCUUCCCGGGGCAGGAGGCGGUGCAGGUAAUUCAGCCAAGCACAGGGUGUGGUACAGAGAUUUCCUAUCUCUCUUAGACCACCCGGAGCUGAACAGUGUGGAGGAAUUUUGCGACAGGGUUUGGAAGAAAGAGCGCAAACAGAAGAAGGUAAAAGCUCCCAACAGCAAAUCUGACAGCGCUUCAAACUCUGCCUUACGGCCCAAAGCUGCAGCCCCCACUGCUCAGAAGCAGCAAGCCAGUCCACCACACAGUGGGCCGUGGCUUCAGGCUGGAGAUACAGUGGCUGAGCUGCCAACCCGGAGCCAGAAUACCCAGAAAGGUCAACCAAAUCUAAGUACAACCCCUAAAAAUAGCCAGAAGACUCAGAACGGAGCGAAAGUGCAGGAGAGCCAGGGUGGUUCACAGGUAGCAGGGGGGGCUCGGGUGAGCAGCCAGCAUGCUGCAAAGUGGAGGCGAAUGCAGGAAAAUAAGAAGGGACGCAACAGGAGGACCCAUGAGCUUCAAAGACCCCCACGUAGUGUUUGAGAAAAGGAGCCGAGGUGCACACAUUCAAGCAGAUCUACACACAUGCAAGCACAAAGCCAUGCAUCCGCAUCAGCACAUUCUAUAGGUUGUGAAUCCAGAACAACAAAAGAAACUCAUCCAGCACAUUUUUUUAAGAUAAAAUACAUAAACUGUAUCCCUGUCUCAAAAACAAGACAAGUGGACAGAACCUGUGAAAAAGACAAAGAUAAGCAGAGGAUUGAAAACCAGGAAUGCAUUCUGUAAAUUUGUGAGAACAUGCCUGUUUGCUUGGGAUACAUUCUGGCAGACACUUUCAACCUCCUGUAUAUAAGCUACACAUACUGUAAAAAGACUGGGACUGAAAAAUGUUAAGUCCGGCAUUUGUCUGACUUAGAAUGCUGACAGGACAGCUGCAGGCAUUUAUGGAAGCUGAAACAAUUAACUCACUGCAACUUUCUGCAUGUGAACUCAUACAUGGAAAAUGGUUGGAAAACUCCUAUUCCAAAGAACUUUGCAAGGAGAAGACAGCACCCUUGAAGCAGGAAAGAGAAGGGGUCACCUCAACGUGGGCACGGCUUGCACCAGUAAUUCUCAAACAAAGAAAAACAAAGGAAACAUGCCAAGUUUUACCACUGUGCAGACCAAGUUCUCCAUCAUAACCAAUUAUUGUGAGGCUGGGAAAGCAUUGUGCAUGUUGUUGUCAAUCAAUAUUUUGAUAAGCUAUUUUCUUUAUGUGUUACAUUAAGAGUCUGAAUUUUCAGUUGUGUGUGUAUCCUUUUAAAACCUGUGCUCAAUUCUGCAGCACAAAUACUCUAAAAUUAAUCCAGUUCCUUGCAAAAGUACUCAUUUCCUAUUUACAGCCACAAACUAUUUUUGGUGUAUUUUCUGGACAUUAUGUCAUAGUCCAACAUGAGUUUGUGCAUUACUGUGAGGUGGAAAGAUCUGAGCACAUGGCUUUCCUUUCUUUCCAGUAAAAAUCUGUUUCAGUGCUUUGUAGAACCACCUUUUGCUGCAAGUACAGCUCCUCAGGCUCAGUUAGAUUGGGUGUAGCACAUCAAAGAAUUAGCAUGUUGGCAAAAGUUAAGUUUUGGUUUCAUAUUGUGGGAGCACCUUCUUUUACAUGUUUACUGUGCCCCCCAUGUGGCUUGAGGCAAACAGUGGAGCCUCUUUUUUAUUAAGGCAAGAUUUCUCGAGUGCAUGACUAAAAGAUGUCCAGUCAACUGAUUUUUAUCACCUGAAACGUGGAUGUUUGCAAUAACUCCAGGGUUACCAUUGGCUGCUUUCAGAUUAAUGCUCUCCAUGACCACCCUGUCAGCUUAGAUGGACGGUCAUGUUUUGGACGUUUGCAGGUGUGCCAUAUACUCUAGUCAUUUUCAGAUGGGAGAUUGAGCAUUGCUUCAUGAGAUGUUCAUAGUUUGGAAUAUUUAAUAGCCUAACCCUGUUUUGAACUUCUGCACAACUGUAUCCCUGACCUGUCUGUUGUGUUCCUCAGUCUUCAUGAUGCUGUUUGCUCACUAAUGUUCUCUAGAAACCCCUGAGGUCUCUUCAGAGCAGCUGGAUUUACACUGAGAAUAAAGUAAACACAGGUGGACUCUUAAUUAGGUGGUUUCUAAGGGCAGGUAGUUGCACUAAAUUUAAUUUUAGGUGUAUCAAUAUUAAAGGGUACUGAAUAAAAAUGCACACCACACUUGGAAAACUACAUAUUAUUUUCUUUCCACUUCCCAAUUAUUGAAUGCUUUGUUUUAAUCACAUAAAAUUGCCACAGAAAUACAUUGAGGUUUAGGGUUGUAACAUGACAAAUUGGGACAAGGUAUAUGAAUACUAUUGCAAGGCAUUGUCCCAUUUUUAUGUGCAUAAGCCUAUCUUCCCCGGAAUUUCUUGAGUAAUUUAUGAUGUUAAUACUUUUUUUAAUUAAUAAAAACUGGGACAAAAAUCCCAGUUCAAAGCUAUGCUAAAAACCCAGUCUGAAUUGCUUUGUGUACAUAAAUAUACAUCAACCUUAACUAUCUGUGUAUAUACAGUAAAAAUACAGUACAAGAGCACCACUUAAUUAUUAUUUAUUGUUCAUUUUUUGUGAAAGGGUAGGAUUUAUUUUUGAUAUUAAAGUAUUUUUGUUCAUCAGUGCAUUGGCAAAAUGAUGACAUCAGCAACAAACUCAAAAUUACUGGACCAACUAGCUAAAGUUUUAUUGAAGAGUGCCCCUUUUUUGGGAAGAAAAAUAGUGUAAGUUUAGCAUUACAACUUUUUGUGAAUUCAUUAUUUAACCUUUUGACAACGAUAAGCACAAUUUUAUCUCUUUUGCCUUUGAUCAUGUCCUCUUUCUCUCUCGAUCCAGUCACCAUGUCCUCAUUUCAUGUUGUAGCUGUUAUGUGUAAGAUAAUUCUCCGAAAUGAAAACAUUAGCUGUGAAUCUCUGUAAGAAAUAGUGGAGAAUAUUGUUAAAUCUAGUCUGAGGAGAAGACACGUUAUACUGCAUGUGAAUGCUACCUUACAGUAAGUGCAUCAUUUUUCUAUUGUCUUUUUAUGUGUUUUGAGUGAGAGGUAAAAUUCCCUUGAACAUUUUUGUCUUUUUGCCAAAACAGUGAUUUGAAUAACACACGUUCUGGCCAAAGCCAUUAAGGAUCUUUUCUCCCUUAAUCCUUGAUUCAAAGAUGGCGCCUACUGUGUCUUUCCCCAAUCCUCAACUUGACAAAGUAAAGUGUCACUACAAUACAUUAGAGCAAAAAGUGUUCCACAAAAACACUCAAACGUUUGUCUCUUCCUGAGGUUUAGAAAUAUGAGAGUAGAGAGUUACUGCUGCUGUGACACAGUUUUUUCUGGCAUGCAUUCAGUUGUCUAAAUAAACAUCUCCGUUACAAAAAA
Messenger RNA from Girardinichthys multiradiatus, 5844 nucleotides. RefSeq names its product sema domain, immunoglobulin domain (Ig), short basic domain, secreted, (semaphorin) 3Aa (gene sema3aa). Gene Ontology annotation, molecular function: neuropilin binding; chemorepellent activity; semaphorin receptor binding. The record is from RefSeq and is a predicted model, not a curated record. NCBI's taxonomy places the organism in Eukaryota, Metazoa, Chordata, Actinopteri, Cyprinodontiformes, Goodeidae. The transcript is spliced from 17 exons. Gene Ontology annotation, biological process: semaphorin-plexin signaling pathway; negative regulation of axon extension involved in axon guidance; neural crest cell migration. Bases 440 to 3004 code for a protein of 854 amino acids.